GUCGUAGCUGCCAUAAUCUAAAUGACGCGUUUUGGUCAUUUGGUUCUUUGCCAUUAUUUUGGUGCGAUUAGUUCAUUUGAUGCAAACAGCCGGUUUGUCGUUAUUGGCAGGUUCAAUUGCAAUACCACCUGCUCAACGUUACCUCCACAAGGUCUCUCCUCCGCCUGCUCUACAGGCUUUCCCAAUUCAACCACAAAAUAGAAGAGAGUUGGAAGGGGCUUCUUUGGCGCCAAAUCCUUCGUCUUCUACCACGUCAGAUGGUUGGCCUUAUCAGAUGGUUCGUCUUAUAACACGUCAGAUGACAAAGGAAAGAUGCCGAUCGGCAUCAUAGUAGGGUCCGUGGUGUGCACCACGCUGUGAUUGGUUUAAUCGCAGCUGCCGUCGUGUGGAAGUACAAGAAGAAGCCAGUAAAAGAAGAUGUUGAGCAACCAGGUUAUCAGCGAAGGAGGGUCUUCCACCGUCUAUUAUGGCCAGCUACCAGAAGGUGGUCUUAAGGUUGCUGUCAAGAAACUGAAAGAAUCAGGCUGAGUACUUGGCAACCUCCUCGCAGAGGUAAAGAUUUUGAUGAGAAUCCAUCACAAGAACUUGGUUUCUUUAGUUGGCUUCUACGUAAAACAAGAUGAAAUAAUACUCGUGUCCGAGUACAUGGCCAAUGGAAGUCUCUCUGAGAUAUUAAAAGGGUUAGAAUAUCUGCAUACAGGAUGCAAGCCAUCAGUCAUUCACAGAGAUAUCAUGCCCGCAAAUAUUCUCUUGGAUGAAAUUCUGCAAUCCAAAUUAGCAGAUUUCGGGUUGUCCAAGGCUGGAGCAGUAGAUGGAACGGAGUGUUCAGCUUAUCAAACCUACAUUGAUCCUGAGUAUUUGGAAACACGGACUCUCACCAAAGGGAGUGAUGUGUACAGUUUCGGCGUAGUUCUUUUUGAGCUCAUAGUGGGAAAGCCUGCCCAAAUCACCACUGAAAUGAAUGGAAAGCAACAUCUCACUAAAUGGAUCAUGCCUAUACCCUUGAGUGGGAAGAUCGAGAGGAUACGUGAUCCAUUGUCGAAGGGCCGGUGUAAUGUCAAAUCUGUCUGGGAAGUAGUAACGAUUGCAACGACUGCCAUAGAACAUCCGAGACCAGAUAUGUCCAUGAUCGUAGGGGCACUGAAGGAAGCCUUACGGAUGGAGACAUUGUCCAGAUUUUAG
Molecule: messenger RNA, 1182 nt
Organism: Nymphaea colorata (pocket water lily)
Lineage: Eukaryota; Viridiplantae; Streptophyta; Magnoliopsida; Nymphaeales; Nymphaeaceae
Product: probable LRR receptor-like serine/threonine-protein kinase At1g67720
Exons: 6
Coding region: 565-1182 (205 amino acids)
Biological process (GO): protein phosphorylation
Molecular function (GO): protein kinase activity; ATP binding
Source: RefSeq, a predicted model, not a curated record